Corticium candelabrum is the source of this 3638-nucleotide messenger RNA. RefSeq names its product von Willebrand factor A domain-containing protein 3A-like. The transcript is spliced from 39 exons. NCBI's taxonomy places the organism in Eukaryota, Metazoa, Porifera, Homoscleromorpha, Homosclerophorida, Plakinidae. The record is from RefSeq and is a predicted model, not a curated record. The coding region runs from base 7 to 3492 and encodes 1161 amino acids.
CAUGUCAUGUCAGUGAGUGAUAGUAGCGAUUUUAGUGGACUGAGCGAGUCGAGCGUGACUUCAGUCGAAUACUCGUCCUAUGAUGAUGACAGCCGUGAGUGUUGGAAAGAUGCGAACGUGGAAGGAUCUAAAUCUUCGCCUCCUUUACUCUGCACUACCGUGUCACACCAUCAUGAGCGUCAGAGGCUGGAUAAUUUCCGUGUCCCAGCAUUUGAAUCACACACCACUGUUCAAUGGCUUUCUUAUAACUCACUAUCAGCCCUCCAUCUCACUCUCAAAGAAAUUCUUCUGGCAUGUCAACCAAAACAACUCUCCAGCCCACAGUCUUCUGCUGAAGAGUUGAUACACGGAGAGAAGUUAGAUGGAUCGGAGUCAAGUUCGGUGAUUGUGUCAAGACUGGAUGUUGAUUUACAACGUCUGCAACCGUUUGAAACGAGGCUGGAGAGAGUUCUUGAACUUCAUGUGGCAAGAAGGAACUGGCUACUUCAAGGAAGUCGCAAGGUGUUUGGACAAUUGACUGGUAGCAGGGUUGCUGUGAUUUUUGAUGUGUCUGAGAGUACGUGUGGAUUGGGGCAACUUAGACUGUACAUAGAAAGUUUAAAGGAGCUGCUUCUCGAUCAGCUGAAGAGAAAGAGUGCAUUAUUUUUGGCAUGUAUUGGAUCAACAGUGUGGAGUUUAUGGGACCAAGUAGUAUCUAUUGAUGACGACAGGAUAAAACAAGCAACUGAUUGGAUUUUAUCUCUUAGUUCUUCACCAGGAUGCAAUGUAUUAGGAGCUCUUAGACUGGCUUUACAACAUAGAAAGCACAUUGAUGAAAUUACUUUAGUGAUGGGAGGAAGGCCAGAUCAGAGCAUGUCACUGAUUGUGGAUUAUGUCGCAGAGUGUAUGGUAGGUCAACCACUUCCCAUUCACACAGUAGCAUACAACUGCUCCGAGACAGACGUCCUGGAUUUCUUGAAGGAAAUUGCAUGUUUAUCAGGAGGAACGUAUCACUGUCAUUCUGAUGUUUUGCCUGACAGUGAAGAUAUCACGGGUCUUGAGAAAGAGAUACAAAGAGUGCAAGACGUGAUCGAUCACAUUAAGGCUCUAAAGUACGACGGCCGUGAACGUACACUGAGCCUGUUGCUGCGAGAGGUAUCUGAUGAGACUGAUUGGAUGUCACCAGUGGCAAGAACAUCGAGCUUCUUGACGUCGCCGUUGGUUCUCGAAUCAACCAAAAAGCAAUUUCAAGUUCGGACUUCUAAAGACUGGCUGCAAAGCUAUAGUCUCAAAAGUUUGGGUCUCACACUCUACCAGGUCUUGGCACCAAAUUCUUUUUCACAAAAGGAUGGCUAUUGUGCAAUCAUCAACAAGAAAGUCUCGGCUCACAUUUAUGAUGAUCACAUGGCUCAGAUAGCAUGGCAUGAUGGCAGCAUCAAAUAUGUGCAUGUUGAUCCUGCACAGCUGGAAGAUUAUCAACGUCAACUAGAUGGUUGUGUAGAAAUAUACAGAAAAAGGAUAGAUUGGCUCUGCAAUGGCAGUCGGAGAGUGUUUGGUGCGAUUACAGAGAAGAGAGUUGCUGUCUUAUUGGACAUCUCUUUUGCUAAUCUUGAACAAUUGAGUCGUUUUCAGGAACACUUUCGUCUCUUGCUGGAGGAGCAACUGUUUAUGGUGAAAGCAUUCAACUUGAUCUGUUUUGCAAGUGAAUCUACAAAGUGGAAACCAUCUCUAGUCGAAACCACAACAGAGAACCUUCAGGAUGCUUGGAGAUGGGUUAUUGGAUUGGACUUUGGUGGUUCAUGUAACUUGUUGUCAGCAUUUCGAAUGGCUCUAGAAUAUGAACAUGAUCCUGAGUUGAAUGAUGACCCUGAUGCUAUUUAUGUGGUAGUUAGCAAUCACCCAGAUCAAGAGCAGGUUGCUGUGCUGUCCUACAUCGAGGAGUGUCUGGUCGGUCGUUCGUUGACACUUCAUACAAUAUUCUAUGAUUCAUCAACAGGUGAUAUUCGUUCACCAAGAUCUACUACAACAAGACAUUAUGAUAAACAGGAAAUGAGUCAUUAUCUGUCAUCUCUGGCACACUCGACUGAUGGUCGAUAUCACACUUAUUCAGAUCUAGAGAGAGGCUGUGCAGAAGGCGAUGAUUUACAGGACAUUCACGAUGAGAUCACAAACUUAGAGAACUAUCAUAAUAAGGCUUCUCUGCUGUUGACAAGAGCUGAUCAGAUAUUUCAGAAUCGUCUGAUCACUAGAGAAAGUAUGGCAACACCGAUUACAGGAAAUGUUCUGUCUAAACAGCCACCCAGAGAGCCAAGAGAUACAGUGGCUUCCUUAGCCAGGAAGCGUUUUAUACACACACAGUGCACAAAAGAAUCAGAUCUUGUGUCACCAAAUUUGAAGCCAAAUCAAACUAGAUCUUCUCAACCGCGAUAUUUAAUUCACUCACAUUUCUACACUGGUUAUGGCAAUGCUAAAGUUAUGGCUUUGGACCAAGUUGUGUUACCAAAGCCUCCCUCGUUUAGUCUGAAAACAGUUAACAUUCCAAAGGUAGAAGAGAGACUGUCCAGCAAACUGUGGUUGAAAAAGUAUGGUUUAUCAAAAGUUUACUUGAAUCUAAAUCAUAUUGUUCGUGGACUGGAUUGUGGGCAUCGCACAGAGCACAUUGCAACAAUUAAUCGUGAAGCAGAAGCCUUGCAUUGCUGUCAUCAACCAGUUGUUACAAUCAAGGGUGUUGAGUGGCAUUUGAAAUUGAGAUUAGGUGAGCUACUAGAGUAUGAAUCUAAACUGCAACGAGUCAUAAAGAGAUAUGAGAAACGAUUGGAGUGGUUGAGAAGCGGCAGUCGCGGUGUGUUUGGAACAAUCCUUGAGGACAGGAUUGUUUUCCUCCUAGACACAUCGGGAACGAUGGCUCCGUGUCUACAUCAACUGAAAUUAGGAGCAGCAGCAUUGAUUUGGGAGCAGGUGCAUUGCAACAAAAUCAAGUUCAAUGUUGUUCGUUUCUCAUCAGAGGCAGUGACUUGGCAUGAAAGUCUAGCUGAACCUACAGAGGCGGCUUGUCAGUCUGCUGUUGAUUUUGUUUCAAGACUGACAGCAGAAGGGAGCACAGAUUUAUUGCAAGCUCUGGAGUUGUCCAUGAAGAUUCCAGGUGCAGCUGCUGUUUAUCUUGUUAUGAAUGGCAAACCUGAAAGAAGCAGGGAGACAUUACUGGAGGUCAUGAAUCGGUUGAAUGCUGAUCAUCACAUUCCUGUUCAUACAGUGUCGUUUGACUGCUCUGAUAGUGUGACAAACAGAUUGUUGAAAGAGCUGGCUCAUCAGACAUGUGGGAGAUUUCAUAGAUGUGUUGGAGGAAAUUGGACAAGUUCAUCUUGCCAGCAGGAUGCUUGUGAAGUUCCUUCAUUUGAAGGAGAUGAUCUUCAACAUCUAGCUCGAGAGAUCAAUAAAGCAAAGCAGUUUUUAGCUCAAUCAAGUUCAUACAGAAAACUACUCUGUCAAGGUAAACAACAAGCUGUACAAUAGUGGAAAGUUUCAUUUACCAAAACGAGAAGCAAAAUGGUAAUAGUACUGUUUUAUUUUAUUUUAAAUGAAUAGAGACAGACUAUGUCUAGAAUAGUUACACAUUAAUUUUGUUUAAAAUUUUAAUGAGUAUAAAUCUAUAGAUAUCA